This is a messenger RNA of Patiria miniata (bat star), 832 nucleotides long. RefSeq names its product low-density lipoprotein receptor-related protein 1B-like. Bases 1 to 648 code for a protein of 215 amino acids. Lineage: Eukaryota; Metazoa; Echinodermata; Asteroidea; Valvatida; Asterinidae. The record is from RefSeq and is a predicted model, not a curated record. The transcript is spliced from 6 exons.
AUGUCAAGCAGUCCAUCACUGAGCGACGGCGUCAAUGUAAUCAACUUCGACCGUGAUUCAGUCACUGUAAAUGAUGGGGAAGUAGACUGUGUACCGACCUACUGCAAAAAUGGUGGGACUUGUGAGGUGUCUGGAAACUUCCCUCAAGUUUCGUAUACGUGCAGCUGUCAAGCUUCAUAUACAGGGGAACGUUGUGAGACGGAUGUCCAAGAGCCUGAUGGUGGCAGUCUAUCAACCGUCACUGUUGUACUCAUCAUUGUUGGUUGCAUUGUGCUGCUUAUCGUUGUGGUGUGCAUGCUGGUCUGCAUGUGUCUCCUCAUUCAGAGGCAACACGCCAAGUCGCUGGCUUAUCGUGAGGACAGACAGCGGUCUGGUGUGCGAAGAGAAAGCAGGAGUAUUUUCGAUAACUACGGUGAUCGGAGCACGGAGUCUGUUGAUGUCUCCUGCAUGGCAGACUUCGAUGAUGAGGCGGUUAGGAUGAGGCGUUUGAUGCACGUGAUGGGCCGGUCUCGCUACUUGCAAGAGAACUUGUCUGCUCGAGAGGAGUUUGUCCUACCCUACAUGGCUAGUGGAAUUGAAGGGCCGUAUCGUGAGGAUGAUUCCGUCAACCCAGCAGGUCGUGUGGUGCGCAAUCCCAUGGUCAACUAGACGCCCCAUCCGUUCACUGCACGUUAACAGCGUUUUGGUAAACCCGAAUGGAACACAUUUCCUACAUUAGUGUUACUUGUAUUCCUUCGAUACUAGAUACCAGGUAUUUUAAACUGGAAGAUUAAAAUUAAUGCAAGGAAUUAUUUCAUGACUUUGCGUUAAACAUUUCAAGAAACGUUUCAUA